Molecule: messenger RNA, 4627 nt
Organism: Pogona vitticeps (central bearded dragon)
Lineage: Eukaryota; Metazoa; Chordata; Lepidosauria; Squamata; Agamidae
Gene: IGFBP4
Product: insulin like growth factor binding protein 4
Biological process (GO): regulation of insulin-like growth factor receptor signaling pathway
Cellular component (GO): extracellular region
Molecular function (GO): insulin-like growth factor II binding; insulin-like growth factor I binding
Source: RefSeq, a predicted model, not a curated record
CCCUUCGAGCGCAGGUUUCCGUCUUCGCAGCCGCUCCUUUUUGUGCUUCCUUCCUCAGGGCAAAUAAGGUCUUUCCUCCGUUGCCGGGCACGGUGGGUCGCGCUGGUGUGGUGGCUGCUCGCUUCUUCUUCCUUGCCUCUCCCUGGAGCUGGGGGUGUGGCCUGCCGGGAGAGUGGUAUAAAGUCCAAAGAAUGAGCUGCUCUCCCCUUCAGUGCAGAGUCCCCCCUUGGCUAGAGGAGAUCCGGCUCUCUCUGCUGCUCUGCCCGCACACGCUGCCCUUUGCUGCCGUCCCCUUGUUUGGGUGACCUUUGUCUCUCGGCCCCUGAGGAACCCCCCCUCCCGGCCCGCCGGCCCGCCAGACCCCUUAAGUGCCUGCCAUGCCCUCCAGGAAAGUGCCUGUCACCUUGCUGCUCCUGGCCCAGGUGGGCUUCUCGGUCAGCCUGGAGGCCAUCCAGUGCCCUCCAUGUUCCGAAGAGAAGCUGGCACGCUGCCGGGCCCCUGCCGGAUGCGAGGAGCUGGUGCAAGAGCCUGGCUGUGGAUGCUGCGCGACGUGUGCCUUGGCCAAAGGGAUGCCCUGCGGGGUGUACACGCCUCGCUGUGGCUCCGGGCUGCGGUGUUAUCCGCCACGGGGCAUGGAGAAACCCUUGCACACGCUCAUGCACGGUCAAGGAGUGUGCAUGGACCUAGCUGAAGUCGAAGCCAUCCAAGAAAGCAUCCAGUCCACAGAAGUGGAGGAUGUUGACAUCCCCAACACCAAUAACUUCAGCCCCUGCAGCAGCCUUGACAGAAAAUGUCUCCAGAAGCAGCAAGCAAGAACACGGGAACGAAUAAACAGUGGUGUCAAGAUGAGGAGCAAUGGGAACCUGCCUCUCCGGGAGGACAUCCGGCCGGUGGUCCAAGGCUCAUGUCAGAGUGAACUUCAGAGAGCACUGGAGAGAUUAGCAGCUUCCCAAACUCGAACCCACGAAGUUCUGUAUCUAAUCCCCAUCCCCAACUGUGACCGCAAUGGAAAUUUCCAUCCCAAACAGUGUCACCCAGCACUGGAUGGACAACGAGGGAAAUGUUGGUGUGUGGAUCGAAAAACCGGGGUCAAGUUGCCAGGAAGUCUGGAAUUUAAAGGAGACUUAGAUUGCCAUCAACCUGGAGACAUAGUGCAAGAAUAACAUGACGGAUGAGAAAUGGAUGAAGCUUUCCUUGGUGAACUGUCAAGGAAAUGAAUGGUGCUGUUUUGUGAGCAGAUGGAAGACAAAAGGGGAUGUUACCACAGUACUUUUCUUCGCUUCCUGAGGGGACAAUGAUAACACCAGUAACAUUUGCCCCUCCUUCCCAAAUAACCGCAUUUUAAUCCAAACAUGAUGUGACUUAGCCAACCCACAGCUCCUUGGUCUUUAAUUGGGUACCUGUUUUUGCAGCUGUGGCUCCUUCUUCACAGACUCUGGAAACAACAUUCCUUUUUAAUGACCAUCAGUGACAAAAGACCACAAAAAGCCCUUAAAACAUUAUCUUUUACUUUGAUGAGCUUAAUGAGAACUUCCACCAAGCACUCACACUUUGCUUUUGGCACAAACCACUGGAGAACCACUUUUUCUUCAAGGGUUUCUGCUUAGAAAAGGGAAAGAGAAAUGGAUGACGGAGGGACUCUUCCUUAAACUUGUUGUUCACCUCCGCAAAACAAACAGCCAAAUAGUGCUUGAACCUUUCUCACCCAAGUGUACUCUUUUUUAAUUUUCAGUCAACAGAUAAAUUGAAGGUGGGUGGGAGUAGUCUUUACAUGGGGUUCCUCUGGAGUUCAGCUCUGGAGCUUCUUUUCAAUGCUGUGUCACUGCUCAGUCUUGAAACAUGUGAAACAGUAAUAAAGAACAGCGUGUUCCCACCUAGCUCCAUAUCUGGGAAACGUUGGGGGUGGCGGCUUCCAAAUUCUGCUUUUCUGUAAGUGCAUUUUUAAAGUCAGAGUCAAACAUAGAUGCCUGGAAGCAACAGCUAGGAUGUUCAGGUUGUAUGACUAGGUUUCUAUAAAUAUGCUUUGGAAUAUUAAUCUUUUUUUUUCCUUUUAAAAAAAGCAGUAGAGCAAAAAGUAAAAAUCCUACUAUAACCACUGUGGUUUUCUAUUUCUGUCUGACCAGUGGGAAAUUCACAAUUAGUUUACUUUGGAGGAGAGAGAAUUGGUGUUGGGUGUACGAAUUGGCAAACUUGGAAACUUAGCUUCCAUUUUUUUAAAAAGGAAAAACAAACAGUAGAGUUAUAGAUUGUAAUGAUGAUUUUGAAGUUCUGCAAUAAGUGACAGGUCACAUUUCAGAAGCUUGCAAAGGGAGGUGAGCAAAAUGUUUAUGGGGUGCCAUUAGCACUAUAUCCCUCCUUGUGACUUAAUAGAACCAAUCAAAAUAAGAAAAGAAUAUUUGUUUAAUUUGUAUAAGAAGCAGAAUUUAUAACUACCUGGCAGUUCUUUGCCUUAAUCCCUUCUCUUUAUGUGCACCAUCCAAUAAGAACAAUGUUGAGGCAAGGAUUUUUUCAAGCCCAAAUCCAAGCAGGCUUCCAAUCUAAAGGGACUCAGAAUGGAUUAACUACAUUUAUUCUGCCUUUCUAUAGAUGUCAUGUCUGGCACAACCAGUAGCAAGUCCUCUUUACUCCAUCCCAGAGACUUAAAGAAUUUUUUCUGCAUUUUGAUCAAAGCUUACAAAAAUUACGUUUUGAACUAAAAGUGCCAGAACCUUCCAGCCAGUAUGGCCGGUGUCUUCGACCAUGCUAACUCAAGGAUUCUGGGAGUUGUACCCCCCAAAACCAACUAGUCUAAGCUUCCGUGCUAAUUGUGUGAUUAUGAAAGGUAAGCGUGCUUAAGGUUGGACUUUGACUAGCUUCAUUUGUGGGAUCAGGCACACUCUAUGUGACAUAAUAUUGGAUACUGCUUGGCCCAGGGACUGCUUCAUUUCUUUCACCAAGACCAGGGUAACAUCAAGAAGGGGGCUUUGAGGCAUCCCUUGAGCAACUCCUGUACAUUCAGAGCAAGUGGCCUCCUUCCAUGAUCAAAGAAGUCAUAUGGUGCAUGCAACUCUUGCUAGACUUCAUCACUUCAGCUUCCAAACUGGUGGGGAAAUUGCAUCCUUGCGUGUUCUCCCAUAAAUAUUUUGAGCAUGUUGUAAACAUCUUCUUGUAUGUUCAAGUUAGGUGCAUAGGGGGCUACAGUAUGUGCUCUCUGCUGUAUAAUCUUACCACUCUUCAAAGCACUAGGUAUUGUUAUAGCGUGCAGAAGAGCCACUUACCCUACUCUGCCCCGCUGUUGUUUCAGUUAGUUUUUGUAUUCCUCCACUGAGCAAAGCCAGUAUUAGAAUACUUACCUGGCCCCAUUGGAGUUAAAGAAAAAUACUCACAAAACAAAGCUGGUUUUUUUGUUUUUGUUUAACCUCCUCACUGAUAUUACUCUCCAACUGUUAGGCUAUCCUGGCCUCUAUUAAAUGGGGACAAUAUAUUGUUUCCACAGCAUUGGAUCAGGGUUUAUUUAUUCUACUAAAUAUAAAAUGUGCUUCUGUGGGGCACACCUGUUUCAGUCAUGCAAGAAUCUGAAAACCAUAUACAGUAAAGCUGUCUGCUGUUAAGGGUCUUCCCUCUCAAGGAGAAAAGUGGGGUAUAAAUAUUUUAAAUACAGUAAAUAAAUAUACAGUAAAUGGUUGGUAAUCCACAAUGCAAAUAAAGAACAUGAAACUUGAUGUGAGCAUGUUUAGAUUGAAAAUCUACAAGAAGAUAAUGUUUAUGUGCAACAACAACCCUGCCAUGAAUUCAAAUGGGAGCUACUUUUGUGUUUUGCCAUGAUGGAUCAAUGCCUUCAGGUGGCUCAUUGCUGCCUACUGGUGGCACUUCAAGAUGUCAAAAAGACAUUUCUCCUCCUUGCGAUCCAACACAUUGUAUCGUAUUUACAAAUGCAGGAGACACAGCCCAGAUAAGGGCUGCUGAUACACAUCUAUCCAUAGCAUCUUAGUUUUAAACAUGGUUCUAUAAUAUGACAUCAUGUUCAACAUUUUCUCCUUCAGCGAGAAGGAAAUGGUGUGUUGAUUCCAGCUACUGUAGCCUUCAGCAAGCUGCACAGUACCAGAGCAUCACUAGAAUAAGGGCCAUGCAAAACAUUUCUGAGUACAGUACAGUACUUUAUAUCCAGGACGUCAUGGCAAGAGUUCCCCUAUGUGAAAACUAAAUUGUGGCACAUAAUUAUUAUUUAUCAGCAGGCUAGUUUGGGCAUUCGUGUCUAACAUUCUACUUAAAGCUUGGAAAUGUUACCUCUCUUGACUACAGCUUCCAGAAUCUCUGAGAUUUAUAGUCCAAAAAUUUAACUUUCCACGGUGCUGUGUUCAUUCAACAAUGGAGCCAUGACUGCACUCUUGGGCUGGUUGAUAAGUUACUUUAUACUUCUGUAUGGUGGCUCUCCUUGCAUUUUGCAGCCACGCUUUUGCAUAUAAAUAAUGUGGCGAUUAUCUGCCAAUACAUUGGUCGUAAUGUUUUUAAUUGCUGUGAAAUUUAUUGCUCUUAGUAUUUUUUUUAAAAACAAAACUUUAAAAAAUGUUAUGAUUGUUGUACAUUGCUUAAUCUGAACAAUUCUUGGAAAAAACUAUAAAUGGUAAAAUAAAGGAUAAAUAAAAAA